AUUUAGUUAAAACAGCUUUACUACCAAUAUUAUCUGGACCUCCAAACAUAACAAUUCCUGAACAUUAAUAGGAUUUCUAUUUUCCUUCUAGUAAAUUCCAUCCUUCUAAUGAAGUAUCAGUACGAAACCAACUAAGAUCAACUUACUUCCAAAAUUUGCAUUCAUUAACUUUGUCAUUAUGACAUAUGCCACAUUGAGAAGGACAUUCUUUAAAAGAGAUUUUGAUAUUUCUCAUGCCCCAGGCUUAUUUAUCUGCUUUCUAAAUUUAAGUACUAGCUAUGACGAUAGUAGCUGUUGGAGAAUUAUGAGCUACUUCAAAUUCAACGUCAUAAACUUUAUCACUGUUAGGGAUUUAAGGACCACCACAUAAUUAUUUUGCUCCUUUUGUAAAACCCCAUUUCAUUUCCCAAGGCACACCAUCUACAAACACUUAAAUUUUAUCAUUUUCCCAAUCGCCUAUUCUACAUAACUUUUGGGUAGUACUUCCACAAUUGUAUAAUAAAUUUAAGUCUAUAAUGAGGAGGAAUCUUAAUCAUUUUUGUUAAGGUAGUUUAAGAACCGAAUGACCGUAAACCUCCUAAAAUUUAUAUUGGCCCACAUUUUGUAAUAACAUCAAAAGUAGCUUCAUAUUGAUUUUGGAUCACCCAUCCUAUAUUUUGCUGACUUUAAAUUUGUACCAUUUAAAUCAUCAAUUUUUUCAUCUCUGAAUGCCUCAUAAGUAGGUAACCAUUGAGUUACUCCAAGAUCCAGAUUUGAUAUGAUCAAGAAC
This is a messenger RNA of Paramecium primaurelia, 769 nucleotides long. The record is from the annotation of a GenBank genome assembly. NCBI's taxonomy places the organism in Eukaryota, Ciliophora, Oligohymenophorea, Peniculida, Parameciidae.